Oryza brachyantha (malo sina) is the source of this 696-nucleotide messenger RNA. RefSeq lists its product as uncharacterized. Bases 14 to 355 code for a protein of 113 amino acids. NCBI's taxonomy places the organism in Eukaryota, Viridiplantae, Streptophyta, Magnoliopsida, Poales, Poaceae. The record is from RefSeq and is a predicted model, not a curated record. The transcript is spliced from 3 exons.
AGCUCCUGCAACCAUGGAGAAGCCCACACGCCAAAUGGUGCCAGCCAUUGCCAUCCUGUUUAUCUCCCUCGUCGCCGCCGCCGCGCCACCGACGCCGAGAGGACAGCAGGUCCACCUGUUCGAGGCCACGGUGCGCGUCGCCGACGACGGUGUGGAGGACCCCGACGAGUACAACUACCGGCUGCUCGCCGCCGUGCUCGGCAGCGUCGAGGCAGCUCGGAGCGUUACGUACGAGACUUACCCUGGCACAUUCAGUGCGUUCCUCACGAACAACCAGGCCCGUAGAUUGUCCAAAAUUCCCGGGGUUCUGUCAGUUAGGCGGAGGGAUGAUCCUGUGCCUACGGACGGCCAGUGAUACACUGAUAUGAUUUCAUAAGAGGAUUUGUCCCAUCCAGCGGUUGCAAUCACAACUUGGAAGAUUUAUGUAAGCGAAAUGGAAGAGAGUAUGGAAAGUUUAAUGUGAUUUGAAAUAUCAAGUUAUAUUCAAUCCAGCAAGCAUUGCAGGAACUGAUGUCUUCUCUACAUCAGUUUACGAAAAACUUCUUUGACGUUGGAUAUUUCGUUUGACAAGUUCAUUCUACUGGCAAAGCUGUCCUUGCUUUAAAAAGGCACCACGGUGCGAUCCUGUAUUGUGAUCCAGAUACAAUUAUCGUCGCAUAAAACUCCACUAUGACAAAUAAUCAACAAAGCAUAUUA